Messenger RNA from Phoenix dactylifera (date palm), 883 nucleotides. The record is from RefSeq and is a predicted model, not a curated record. Lineage: Eukaryota; Viridiplantae; Streptophyta; Magnoliopsida; Arecales; Arecaceae.
CUACACCGCCAAGGAUGCCCGAUCCUCGCCUAUAAAUAGCCCGUGUCGCUCUCGCCUCUGUCUCCGCUUCUCGUUCGCUGCUCCGGGGUUAGGAUUUGUCGCUCGAAUCUUUUUGGGGAGGAAGGAACCAUGAUCGUCUACCAGGAUCUGCUCACAGGUGACGAGCUCCUCUCAGACUCAUUCCCCUACAAAGAAAUCGAAAAUGGAAUGCUGUGGGAAGUUGAGGGGAAGUGGGUUGUUAAAGGAGCUGUAAAUGUAGACAUUGGCGCAAACCCUUCUGCUGAAGGUGGUGAAGAAGAUGAAGGGCUUGAUGAUCAGGCUGAGAAGGUGGUUGAUAUUGUCGACACCUUCCGCCUUCAGGAACAACCUGCCUUCGACAAGAAGCAAUUUGUGACCUUUAUGAAGCGUUAUAUCAAGCAAUUGACACCCAAGCUGGAUGCCGAGAAGCAAGAGCUCUUCAAGAAGCACAUUGAGGGAGCUACCAAGUACUUAAUCUCGAAGCUCAGUGACCUACAAUUUUUCGUGGGCGAGAGCAUGCAUGAUGAUAGCAGCAUGGUCUUUGCAUACUACAAGGAGGGUGCCACUGAUCCAACAUUUCUGUACUUUGCUUAUGGAUUGAAGGAGGUCAAGUGCUAAGGAUGAUGAUGCCGCUCGCAAAGGGGAUGCUGUAGUUCAGUCAAAUAGUACUGCCUUUAUCUUUCUGCUAGAAGUCCUAUUAUGUUACGCUGGGUUAAUUGUUCUUUUUUGUCUUUUAAUUUAACCAGUUAAGUAAAUACUUGUUCGAGCUUUGCUUAAGUGUGUUUUAAUGAGUUUGUAAUGAGAUAUUAAGUACUGGGUUAUUGAGGAAUAAACUGUCGCUGGCAGCCAUUGCCACUGGCAAGCA